AACGCGUUUUUGGCGGGAAGCGUUUACAUUUUCAUUAUUUUCCUCGCAUUUCCCAGCAAACAGCGUCCCAAAAAACACCUUUGGCAAGCAGCUGUCCUCAAUUUGUUGUCCAUUCUUAAAAGCACAAUAGAAGCAAGCGCAAAAUGGCUCGACGAGAUUACGCCCAAGACCGAGAAUCGAUCAAGACCUUCUUGUCGGAAUUCUGCAAGUGCGACGAUGAUGGCAAAAAGGAGUUCGUCUACGGCUCACAGCUGGUGAAGCUGGCCCAUCGGGAGCAAGUUCUGAUCACCAUCGAUCUGGAUGAUCUGGCGGAGUUCAAUGAAAGUCUCGCGGAAGCGGUGGUCGACAAUUGCCGGCGUUACACGUCCAUAUUCAGCGAUGUGAUUGCUGAACUCCUGCCCAGCUACAAACAGCAGGAGGUGCACGCCAAGGACGCCUUGGAUGUCUACAUCGAGCACCGCCUGAUGAUGGAGUCCCGCACCCGGAAUCCCAUGGAACAGCGCGAUGAGCGCAACUCCUUCCCCUCGGAGCUGAUGAAGCGAUUCGAGGUGGGCUUCAAACCACUGUCCACGGAGAAGGCGCACUCUAUUCGCGAGGUGAAGGCCCAGCAUAUUGGCAAACUGGUCACCGUUCGUGGCAUCGUUACACGCUGCACGGAAGUCAAGCCCAUGAUGGUGGUGGCCACCUACACGUGUGAUCGCUGUGGCUCGGAGACAUAUCAGCCAGUCAACUCGCUAUCCUUUACGCCCGUGCACGAUUGCCCUUCGGAUGAUUGCCGAGUGAACAAAGCAGGAGGACGGCUGUAUUUGCAAACCCGUGGCUCCAAGUUCGUCAAGUUCCAGGAGGUCAAGAUGCAGGAGCACAGCGACCAGGUGCCCGUGGGCCACAUUCCACGCAGCAUGACCAUCAUGUGCAGGGGUGAGGUCACGCGAAUGGCCCAGCCUGGAGAUCACAUUGUGGUCUCCGGAGUGUUCUUGCCACUGAUGCGCACCGGUUUCGCUCAGAUGAUUCAAGGUCUGCUCUCAGAGACAUUCCUCCAAGCUCACCGCAUCAUCUGUAUCAACAAGAACGACGAGAUCUCGGACAAAGAUGCCGAGCUGACGCCGGAAGAGCUGGAGGAAUUGGCCCAGGAUGACUUCUACGAGCGCCUGGCCACCAGCUUGGCUCCCGAAAUCUAUGGCCAUUUGGAUGUGAAGAAAGCGCUGCUGCUCCUUUUAGUCGGAGGAGUAGACAAACGUCCCGAUGGCAUGAAGAUUCGCGGCAACAUCAACAUCUGCCUCAUGGGAGAUCCCGGUGUGGCCAAGUCGCAGCUGCUGGGCUACAUAAGCCGAUUGGCUGUGCGAUCGCAGUACACCACAGGACGCGGUUCCUCGGGGGUGGGUCUCACGGCUGCAGUGAUGAAGGAUCCCCUCACAGGCGAGAUGACAUUGGAGGGAGGAGCUCUUGUGCUGGCCGAUCAGGGAGUCUGCUGCAUUGAUGAGUUCGACAAGAUGGCGGAUCAGGAUCGUACGGCCAUUCACGAGGUGAUGGAACAGCAGACCAUUUCGAUAGCAAAAGCAGGCAUCAUGACUACUCUAAACGCUCGCGUUUCCAUCCUGGCCGCUGCUAAUCCCGCUUUUGGACGCUACAAUCCUCGUCGCACCGUGGAGCAGAACAUUCAGCUUCCUGCCGCCCUGCUCUCGCGUUUCGAUCUGCUGUGGCUCAUCCAGGAUAAACCGGAUCGUGACAAUGAUUUGCGUUUGGCCAAGCACAUCACCUAUGUGCACAGCCACAGCAAACAGCCACCCACGCGAGUCAAGGCUCUGGACAUGAAUCUUAUGCGGCGCUACAUCAACCUGUGCAAGCGCAAGAACCCAACUAUUCCUGAUGAGCUCACCGACUACAUUGUGGGCGCUUAUGUGGAGCUGCGUCGGGAGGCGCGCAACCAGAAGGAUAUGACCUUCACCUCGGCCCGUAACUUGUUGGGAAUCCUGCGACUGUCCACCGCUUUGGCUAGGUUGCGUCUAUCCGAUAGCGUGGAGAAGGAUGAUGUGGCUGAAGCACUGCGCUUGCUUGAGAUGUCCAAGGACUCGCUCAACCAAAUCCACGAGCACCAGAAGGGACAUGUUCCCAACACCUCGGACCGAAUCUUUGCCAUCGUUCGUGAACUGGCUGGCUCUGGAAAGGGAGUCAAAAUCGCCGACAUCAUGGACCGCUGCACAACCAAAGGAUUCAAGCCCGACCAGGUGGACAAAUGCAUCGAUGACUACGAGGAGCUCAAUGUCUGGCAGGUCAACAUGGGACGCACGAAGAUCACAUUCAUAUAGAUCGCCCGCUUCAUCGCACAUCUUAUAUUUAGUGACUAAGUUUAUGUCUCUUUAUCGCCAAUCGUUAUUUCUACUCUCAUACAUUGUCACUUUACCAUUGAUCAUUGUCAUAAAUAAAUAAGAAUUUUGUAUUUGACCUAA
Drosophila yakuba is the source of this 2447-nucleotide messenger RNA. It is a transcript of the gene Mcm7, whose product is annotated as DNA replication licensing factor Mcm7. Lineage: Eukaryota; Metazoa; Arthropoda; Insecta; Diptera; Drosophilidae. The transcript is spliced from 5 exons. Bases 144 to 2306 code for a protein of 720 amino acids. The record is from RefSeq and is a predicted model, not a curated record. Gene Ontology annotation, biological process: DNA replication; double-strand break repair via break-induced replication; DNA strand elongation involved in DNA replication. Gene Ontology annotation, cellular component: MCM complex; nucleus. Gene Ontology annotation, molecular function: ATP hydrolysis activity; single-stranded DNA binding; single-stranded DNA helicase activity.